Hibiscus syriacus is the source of this 708-nucleotide messenger RNA. RefSeq lists its product as uncharacterized. Lineage: Eukaryota; Viridiplantae; Streptophyta; Magnoliopsida; Malvales; Malvaceae. The transcript is spliced from 2 exons. The coding region runs from base 1 to 708 and encodes 235 amino acids. The record is from RefSeq and is a predicted model, not a curated record.
AUGGGUGAUUGGGGGGACUUCAACAUCACUGCUAGUCCUGAGGAAAGUUCUGACUUUGAAGUCAUGGGAGUACAUUUUACUCCUGAUAUGAGGGAGUUUCAGGAAUGCUUAAAACUUGACAGGAUAUUGAUCAACCCUCAGGGGAUGUUGGACUUCCCUGAGUCAUUUGUUGAGUUUAAGACUAAAGGAGUGUCAGGUCACUGCCUGGGUCUGUUGUGGACUCAUAAAGGGGAUAUGUCCAAGAAACCAAGGCCUUUCAAAUUUUUUAACUGCUGGACUAGCAAUGAGCAGUUUCUGAGUACUGUUGUGGAAUCCUGGCAGAGUCAUUGUGAAGGGACCCCUAUGCAGUGUUUGUUUAGAAAAUUAAAAACACUUAAGCCUUGCCUUAAGGAAUUUAACAAGGAAUUCUUCUCUGAUAUUUCUGGCAGAGUUAAUUCCAAGAGAUAUGAUCUGGAGCAUAUUAAAAAUUUUAAUUUGUCCCAUGUAGACCAAAGGAGGAUGGAUGAUGAAAGAACUCUUCAAGCUGAGUUAGUAGACCUGGAAAUUGCUGAGUUAGAAUUCUACAGGCAGAGAGCUAAAAUGCACUGGUUAAAGGAUGGUGAUUUAAAUACCAGGUUUUUCCAGCAGAAGGUUGAGUUUAAUAAAAAGAAGAAUACCAUCAGAGUUAUUAUGAGUGAAGAGGGACAGUGCUAUGAGUCUUUUGAUUAG